Molecule: messenger RNA, 1476 nt
Organism: Carassius auratus (goldfish)
Lineage: Eukaryota; Metazoa; Chordata; Actinopteri; Cypriniformes; Cyprinidae
Gene: sike1
Product: suppressor of IKBKE 1
Exons: 5
Coding region: 202-819 (205 amino acids)
Source: RefSeq, a predicted model, not a curated record
UAUUUGUUGACUAGUGCAGGAAGUUCCUUUACUUAGUUGACAGCUUUCCUUAAUCGAUUACUUUACUAGAUUUGUAUUUAGUGAUCGCUAUAAGGCAGUAAAUAUGUAAUAUAUCUCAUCAUCUUUCUAACUGGAGUGCUGUGCAUCAGGCUGGGUGUGGUGUGAGUGUAGCGGAGCUGCUGUGAACUGAAGCCGGCGGAGAUGUCGUGCUCGCUGGAGAAGGUGCUGGGCGACGCGCGGACGCUGCUGGAGCGGCUGAAGGAGCACGACACGGCCGCAGAGACUCUCAUCGAGCAGUCCAGCAUCCUCAGCCAGAAGAUCCACAGCAUGAAGGAGGUCGAAAACACUCUUCCUGACAAGUACAUGGAGGAAAGCACAGAGUAUCAGGAGCUGUCCAGACACAAACCUCACGUCCUGCUGACACAGGAGAACACCCAAAUCAAAGACCUCCAACAGGAGAACAGAGAGCUCUGCCUCUCUCUGGAGGAGCACCAGUACGCUUUAGAGCUGAUCAUGGGCCGAUACCGAAAACAGAUGCUUCAGCUGAUGAUGGAAAAGAAAGAGCUGGAUACCAAACCUGUGCUCAGCCUUCACCAGGAUCAUGCCAAGGAGGUUCAAAGCCAGUUGGAGCGGAUCUGUGAAAUGGGUCAAGUAAUGCGUCAGGCUGUUCAGAUGGAUGAGCGGCGUUACUGCUCUGUAAAAGAGCAACUGGCACAGCUCCAAAUUGAAAAUAAGGAGCUCAGGGGUCUGCUUUCCAUCAGCAACAGCUCCGUGAGGCCGCAAAACCCAGCAGAGAGCCCAAAGAAACAAGAGCCCUAAACGAGGAAAUGUUUGUAUAUUUGUAUGUCUACUGACAUGAAUAUCUGUAUCGGGUUCUUUAGUGUUGAAUUGAACUGUUCUGACGGUGGUUUAACUUCCUGCUGCCCGAUGAUGCACUUUCUGAUGUUUGAUAUUAUUAAUGAUGCUAAUGUGUUUGUUCAGGAAAGACCUAUCACCUCUUUAGUUUUUUAAUAUAUGCUUAAUAACUUCUACGCAAAUGUGCAUUAUAGAUCAGCUUUGGCUGUGUUCAUUUUGCAUUAAAAAAGAAAGAAGUGUAUUUUAAAAUGAGGAUUUUGUCUUAAAUUGAUUUGGUCUUAGCAGGAUCAUAGGUCUUUUUAGGUCACAUUAGUAAAUUGUGGAGUACACUCUAUAUAUGUGAAAACAAUUAUUAACAGACCUAUUAUGUAACUAGCUAUUAAGAAAGUUGUAUGUAUCAGCAGUGUUGCAUCUUUAAGCAGUUUGAUGUGAUGAUCUCAUACGUUGUGUAACAUGCACUGUUUUGCGAUGAGAAUCUUCUUAAAAAUGCCUCUAAGCAUUUGCCAGUCUUUUUAUUGUAAGUUGUUGUAUUUUCAUUUUCAUCUCAGGAAAGCAAUCAUAUGUACUGCAAUUGUUAUUUUGUAUGACACAGUAUGUAAAAUAAAAUACAAGUAUUCAAUG